UAUGCACUAGUACUUAAUGAUUAAAAUUCAAUCCGUAUACGCCGAGUACUGUCGGCCUCUGGGGCACAUUUUCCAGGGAUCUGGAUCCGUCUCCUCCCCACCAAAUCCAGACCCUAGCCUGUAUAUAACUGAUUAUACUACUUGGCCCACUCGAAUGUCUCGCGACAGGAUCUGUGCUCACUGUGUUCCUGGUGGGUUACUGGUGUUUCAUUGUUUUGUCUACAUGUGGAACUCCAACACUGCACGAGUGGGGAUGGUUAAUUUGGCAUAUUAUGAUUGAG
Molecule: messenger RNA, 281 nt
Organism: Aspergillus saccharolyticus JOP 1030-1
Lineage: Eukaryota; Fungi; Ascomycota; Eurotiomycetes; Eurotiales; Aspergillaceae
Exons: 1
Coding region: 17-280 (87 amino acids)
Source: RefSeq, a predicted model, not a curated record